This is a messenger RNA of Strongylocentrotus purpuratus (purple sea urchin), 2285 nucleotides long. RefSeq names its product synaptosomal-associated protein 47. Gene Ontology annotation, cellular component: plasma membrane; SNARE complex. The transcript is spliced from 3 exons. Lineage: Eukaryota; Metazoa; Echinodermata; Echinoidea; Camarodonta; Strongylocentrotidae. Gene Ontology annotation, molecular function: SNAP receptor activity; syntaxin binding. The record is from RefSeq and is a predicted model, not a curated record. Bases 241 to 1734 code for a protein of 497 amino acids. Gene Ontology annotation, biological process: synaptic vesicle priming; synaptic vesicle fusion to presynaptic active zone membrane; exocytosis.
UCCCACGGAGAGGUAGGUAAACAACAUCUCAAAUGGGUCCAAAAUCACACUUUCCCGCACCCGACCAAUAUUGGACAGUGGCUUUGAUGAAUUUUGUUGUAGUUUUGGUCUUAAUUACCUCCUGAAUUUAAAAAUCGGAUGUAAAAAUAACAAAAUAAGGGCAAUUUUCUUACCAGGCCGAUACAGCUCUGCUCCCUUUUCACGUUUACCGUGUGAAUUCACGAUCUCUACACAUUGGUGAUGACCUCUGACUGGCACUUCGUAAAUGUGCUGCUUCCGUACAAUGCGCUGGUGACGGACAGACGCGUAAGUGCAUCCAAGAUGCAUACAUACUGUAGUGUGAAUACCGGCACGCUGGUGAGAUCGAUAUCCGUCGCCUGGUUAUAUGUACUUAAGCGUCCACGAAUGGGUGGCUCACAUGACGUAAGUGAACAAGCACUGCCACUGUCUGUCAGCAUCAUGGCUCAGAGAGGACUUGGUGAUCUUCCAGUGAUACGAAGAUGGAACGUGACAUACUACCAGGAGGAUGACAAGAAGUGGCUCAAAGGAGACCUGGUCCUGUCCAGCUUGAGCCUGUCCUUCCAAGAGCUGGCUUCUGAAAGGAUCCAUUUAACCGUAGACCUAGAGUCGAUCACCGAUGUGAAACUAGAAAGGGCUUGGACGGGCUACAAGUCUUUGGUCGUGUUGGUCGGAUCAAGGAAGCUCUGGUUUUCAUCGUUCACCAACUCCCAGUGCGUCCGAAAAGUCUUGCAGCACUUCAUCAAGGAAACCCUGUUUGUCUCUCGACAUGUCGGUGGGACUGCUCCAACAGGAAGUGGAGGAGGAGGGGGGAGUAGCAAGCUAGGACGGGAGUUGUUGUCCAUUGCUCAUGACUCCGAGAGGACGCUAUCUGGAGCGGCAUCGCAGCUCGUCACCCAGGGGGAGCAGAUAGACGACGGCUUCAAGACGAUGGAUCUCAUCCAGCGGGAUCUCGGAAUAGCAAGGCACAAUAUUGCCUACCUGGAAUCAUGGCUCGGCCACUGGCAUGUACGCAUCAAUGACCUCCAGCCUCCGGUGUCUCAGAGGUCGAGUCAGAAUCAGCCAAUAAACGAGAACCAGGAAUUUCCUGUUAUCUACAAAUUAAAGAAAUCUGAAGAGGAAUCAGGGUUGCUCGUGAUUUCUCCUGAUGGGAUAGCCGUGCGCAACGCCAACGAGGAAAGAACAGUAUUGCAGUUCACAUACAGAGAGAUCAGUGUAAUCAAUGUUUCAACUCCAUGGACGUUUACCAUCACCAGGAGGAUGAUGGGAAAGCCGGACAUCACAUGCCAAGUUACAAGUGCAAAGGUCAUCUCGAUAUUGAAGGUCAUGGGGUCAAAGGUCAAAGAGAAGAUAGAGUAUGAUGAACCAGACAGUGUUGAUUUCAUCUCCCAAGAGGCUCUAGGAGAAAGUGUGAGCAACAAGAAAAGACUUUUGUUCAGUCAAGAUUCCAGAGGAGACCCAGAAGGCUUUCAAGACAGAGUCCAACUGGACGGGGGACAGCAGCAGAGCCAGCUGACCUGUACCUCCGAUGCAGUCAUCACAGAGAGUGAGGCUGCCGAGCUGAGCAACGUAAUGAGGGACGUCAAGUCACUGGCGCUCGGCAUCGGCAACGAGCUGGACGUUCAAAAGGAGAAGAUCUCAGUGCUGACGGACGAUGUCUCCGAGGUGACGGAGGACGUCAGGAUGAAUAACAAGAGAAUGCAGAAGCUUCUCUAGUUUGUUUAAGAGGGUUUAAAAGAAACGGUAAUAAGUAUAGAUGCUGUUAUCUUGCCUGGGUGAGCUGGAUUAUAAUAAUUCCGGUUUCUUUUGACCAAAAUUGUGUUCUUCAAACUUGUGCCCAUGGUAUUUCAUUAGGGAUAUGUUCCUAUGCAUGUACAUGUAGGUUCUUUUGUGACUUUUGUCUAAAUUUAAGUUUGUAUAAUCAUAAGAAAAGAAUAGUUACAGUGUAUACAUGUAGUUUUUAAAAUGUUCAAUGCAACCCAAAUGGAGAGGUGCUGGCGAGUCAAAAAUUUGUGUAGGGAUCUUCAAACUUUAAAAACUAAUCUCAUAUUGUUCAUUUGAUUCUUCUGAAACAUCAGCAAGUUUAACCUGUUUUUUUAAAUUGUCUUCAUUGUUUAAUAUGAUCAAGCCAAUGUAGACGUUCUCUUCAUUGAGGCUUUCUUUCAGAUUUGAGAAAAUAACAUUUGAUAAAAUAUUGAGCAUGUAAAAACACAUAAUUACUAAUGCUCAUUUUCUUUGUUUGCUUUAAUAUGGGGGGGGGGGGGGGG